Molecule: messenger RNA, 743 nt
Organism: Hordeum vulgare subsp. vulgare (domesticated barley)
Lineage: Eukaryota; Viridiplantae; Streptophyta; Magnoliopsida; Poales; Poaceae
Exons: 3
Coding region: 1-573 (190 amino acids)
Source: RefSeq, a predicted model, not a curated record
AUGGUGGAGGUUGAGGUCGAGGUGGUGGUUGUGGAGGUUGAGGUGGAGGUGGUGGUGUGGUGGUGGUGGUGGAGUGUGGGUGAAGUUGGAGGUGGUGGUGUUCGUCGUUCGUCAUUCAUCGUUUCUUCGCACGCUUCAAGGAAGAAUAUCACAAGCUCGAGAGCAGAGAGCACCUGCACCUGCACAGCAAUCGCCACUGCACUAUUUCUACUGCUGUCUUGCGCUUCUCUCUGCGAUUUCGACCGCCGCGUCGACCAUGAGCUACCCGCCACCGGGCACCGCGUACCCGCCGCCGGGCCAGGAGGCCUACCCACCUCCUCCAGGGUACGGCGCUCCGCCGCCUGUCGCCGCCGACUACCAGUACCAGCAGCAGCAGGCCCCGCCGCCGGAACCGGAGGACAGCGGCGACGGCUUCUGGAAAGGAUGUUGUGCUGCUAUUUGCUGCUGUUGUCUGCUCGACAUGUGCUUCUGAUCACAAGUUCGUGCUGCAACACCACGCAAUCCGACGAUGAUCAACAUCUACUCUACUCAGAGCUGCUCAUAUAUAGAAGUAUUUUCUUUCUAUCGUACUAGUAUUUGUGCUGUUCGGAUCGAGAUUUGCAUGGACGGUGUAAAUCGCUACAUCGAAUUUAUACUUGUAGUUAAUUUUGCAUCUGGGUUUUGGCCUAAAAUUAUGUAUCAUGAUAUAUUGAUAUUGUUAAUUGACACAGCCCUAGUCUCUUCAGUUCGUUGGCUGUUCAAAU